Molecule: messenger RNA, 716 nt
Organism: Malaya genurostris
Lineage: Eukaryota; Metazoa; Arthropoda; Insecta; Diptera; Culicidae
Gene: mRpL23
Product: large ribosomal subunit protein uL23m
Exons: 3
Coding region: 74-529 (151 amino acids)
Biological process (GO): mitochondrial translation
Cellular component (GO): ribosome; mitochondrial large ribosomal subunit
Molecular function (GO): structural constituent of ribosome
Source: RefSeq, a predicted model, not a curated record
CCUGGCAACGUUUGUCUUGCCAAAACAAUUUGUUUUGGAAUCAUUUUAUCGAAUAUUUAGGAUUGUAUUCAUCAUGUCAACACGUUGGUAUCCUAUCUACCAGAGAGGUAAUCCGCAGUUACGUGUAUUUUUACCUAACUUUUGGUUGAAACUAAUUCGACCGGAACACGAUCAACCUCCAAACGUGGUUCAGUUCGCCUGCUCAAUGGAAAUGACCAAGUACGAUGUGAAGAAUUACCUGCAGAAAAUUUACAACGUUCCUGUGGUUGAUGUUCGAACCAGAAUAGCAUGUGGACCUACCAAACGGGAUCAAGUGAUGGGUUACGUUACCAAAAACGAAGAUACUAAAUUGGCGUAUGUCACAUUGCCUAAAGAUAUGAAGUUCGAGUUCCCUGAUCUUUUCCCGGAAGCAGCCAAACAGCAACAAGAAGAGGACAAGAAAUCCUUGGAUGAAGCAAAAAAUAACCACAAGAAAUACCUUGAAAAGAACAAGCAUAGGCCUGGAACACCGGGAUGGUUUACAAUAUAAUUAAAACUAAAAGGGUUUAACUCGAUGGCCUUAAAAAUCCAUGUGGUGAUAAAAACAAAUUUGGACCAUAUUGUUUCAAUUGGACAUGCGCUGCCCAACGUUGGUUGUUUCCUCUAGAUAUCGAACAUUUUGCUUACAUUUCGGACAAUGCUGGAAAUCCAUUAAAUAGAAAACCUGGAGAAUGGAA